AUGCGCUCCGCACUGCUGACCGCGGUCCUCGCCGGAGUCGCCGUUCAGGCGGCGCCUUCACCUAUGGCCGCUCGCUACGAUCAUGAGAAGAGGCUCAGGUUCCGAGUCGAUGGUAGCUUUCAUCUUUCCGUGUUUUCUGACCUUCAUUUUGGCGAAAAGCAGGGUACUGCGGAGGGUCACAAGCGGGAUGAAAAGACAAUCACCGUCAUGAACAACGUGCUCGACGCCGACCCAACGGAUUUGGUCGUGCUCAACGGCGACCUCAUCACCGGCGACGCCUCCACGACAAAGAACAUGUCGGGUUACGUGGAUACCAUCGUGCAGCCCAUGGUCAAGCGCGGGAUAUGGUGGGCGUCGACCUACGGCAACCACGAUAGUAGCCAGAACCUUGAUCCGAGAAACAUCCUUGAGCAUGAGACCCGGCACCCCGGCGCUCUAUCGGCGAGCAUGGCCAAGGGCAAGGAAGUUGGCGUCACCAACUACGUCCUUCAGGUCUACCCCUCCAACUGCACCCACUCCGGAAAGGAUACCAAGACGGACAGGUCGGGCAAGCCCUGCGUUCCGAACAUGCUCCUAUGGUUCUUUGACAGCCGCGGCGGCGAGUGGUUCGGCCGCAAAGGAAAGGACGGCAAGCCAGUGCCCCGGCCCAACUGGGUCGACCUCGACGUCGUUAGAUGGUUCCGCAAGACCAGCGUGGAUAUUCGACGGCAGCAUGGCAGGGUCAUCCCGUCCCUGGCAUUUGUCCACAUCCCCACCAACGCCACCAACUUUGUCCAGGGAGAGGUACGAGGCGACGAUAACCCAGGCAUCAACGACGAAACCCCGGUCUCGCAGCAGGCCCAGUACUGGUGCAAGGACGGCACCUGGGGGGGCAAGGGCAACGCCAAAUGCCGUUGGGGCGAGCAGGACGUUCCCUUCAUCCGGGCACUCUCCGGCACCGAGGGUCUCAUGGCCGUCUUCUCCGGCCACGACCAUGGUAACACGUGGUGCCGCCGCUGGCACGAGGUCAUCGAUAGCGAGAACAUCCAGGGGAACAACAUCAAUCUGUGCUUCGGCCAGCACACGGGCUACGGCGGCUAUGGAGACUGGGUCCGCGGUGGGCGCCAUAUUGUCGUCACUGAAGAGCUUCUCAAGAAGUUUGCUAUUGACACAUACAUCCGUCUCGAGACAAAGGUCGCCGUCGGUCGCGUGAGCCUCAACAGCACAUACAACAGGGAUAGAUACCCUAUCACGAAGAACGACAAGACCUUUUUGUAG
This is a messenger RNA of Purpureocillium lilacinum, 1257 nucleotides long. The record is from RefSeq and is a predicted model, not a curated record. NCBI's taxonomy places the organism in Eukaryota, Fungi, Ascomycota, Sordariomycetes, Hypocreales, Ophiocordycipitaceae.